AUGGAUCCAAGAGGCAAAGGCAUGGAUGAAAGAGGAAGUGAAAUGGGAGCUUCCAGUGGGGACGAGAUUGACACCUCUCGACUAUUACGAGGAAUAGCUCGUCAGAAGGUUCUUUUUGCCACUUUCAAACUGGCCGGUGAAGUUGAACGGUGGUGGCAUGCAAUGAAGCUGUUGGAGGAACAGCAAGCGGUACCUAUAGCAAUGACCUGGGGUCGCUUCAAGCAGGUCUUAUACAACCAAAAUUUUCCCGCCACCACAAAAAAUGCAAAGACGGAAGAAUUUUUCAGUUUGACUCAGGGGCGUCUCACUGUUCAGCAGUAUGCUGCUAAAUUUCUAGAGCUAUCUUAUUUUGCACCUUUCGUGGACUUCACGGAGUUGGUGGAGAAGGCUACUAUUGCAGAACUAAGUCUGCAAAGAGGUACGGAGGCAUCAGAAAGAAGGAAAAGGGUUGCGUAUCCUCAGUCCCAAACGAAUGUUAGAGAAGGGUCGUGGAGGGGAGACAGCGAUGCAACAGGCCAGGAGUCAGAAAGAAAUGAUCGGGGACGACAAGGGGAUUCAUCACGCCUGCACUGUCAUAGGUGUAAUCAGCGGCACUGGGGAGAAUGCCGAAGUAGGAGUGUCAUAUGCUAUAGAUGCAGCAAACAGGGUCACAUAGCUCAGGAAUGUCGAGAACCACCGAAUAAUGCACCAGCUCUGAACUAG
Messenger RNA from Malania oleifera, 702 nucleotides. RefSeq lists its product as uncharacterized. The transcript has 3 exons. The coding region runs from base 1 to 702 and encodes 233 amino acids. The record is from RefSeq and is a predicted model, not a curated record. Lineage: Eukaryota; Viridiplantae; Streptophyta; Magnoliopsida; Santalales; Ximeniaceae. Gene Ontology annotation, molecular function: nucleic acid binding; zinc ion binding.